Molecule: messenger RNA, 1834 nt
Organism: Amaranthus tricolor (Joseph's coat)
Lineage: Eukaryota; Viridiplantae; Streptophyta; Magnoliopsida; Caryophyllales; Amaranthaceae
Product: protein DETOXIFICATION 29
Exons: 9
Coding region: 115-1689 (524 amino acids)
Biological process (GO): xenobiotic detoxification by transmembrane export across the plasma membrane
Cellular component (GO): vacuolar membrane
Molecular function (GO): antiporter activity; xenobiotic transmembrane transporter activity
Source: RefSeq, a predicted model, not a curated record
AUUAGAGAAUUGAGAUAAGUAUUAAAUAUUGAUUUAUAUAACCAUCAUUAGCUACCCACUCUCAUUCAUCUCUCCACCCCCACAUCCCAAAAAAAAUCCAAAAACAUCCUGAAAAUGGAUUACAGUGAAAGAAUAACCACACAACCUCUGCUGACAACCUUGACCGAUAAAAACAAGGGCAACCAAAAUGAAUUAUCAUCAAACAGCUAUCAAAUAAUUUGUAGCCAUGGAUCAAAUUCCUUUGUUGCAGAUGAAGAUGAUAUUCCACCCAUCAAAUCUGUGCAAGAUUUCUCAAGGGAAUUAUGGUUAGAACUAAAGAAAACCAUGUAUUUAGCUGCACCUGCUACUUUUAUGAGCGUGUGUCAGUACUCACUGGGCGCCAUCACACAGACUUUGGCUGGUCAACUUGGUACGCUCGACCUUGCCGCCGUCUCCGUCGAGAACUCCGUCAUUGCUGGCUUCUCCUUUGGUGCACUGCUUGGGAUGGGAAGUGCGUUGGAGACAUUGUGCGGACAAGCAUUUGGAGCAGGGCAACUUGAUAUGCUUGGAGUUUACAUGCAAAGGUCAUGGGUUAUCCUUAAUUCUACUGCCCUUUUAUUAAGCCUACUCUACAUUUUUGCAACCCCAAUUUUGAAGCUCAUUGGGGAAACUUCUGCAAUUUCUGAGGCUGCGGGGAGACUAGCUAUAUGGAUGAUCCCACAACUAUUUGCAUAUGCGAUGAUAUUUCCGAUAAUAAAGUUCCUACAAGCACAGGGUAAGGUGAUGACCAUGGCAGUUAUAGCAGGCGUGUCAUUAGUAUUACACGCCUUCUUUUCAUGGCUGUUGAUGCUCAAACUGGGUUGGGGUCUUCUCGGCGGAGCCAUUGUAUUGAACGGCUCUUGGUGGUUCAUAGUCGCUGCUGAGCUUGUCUACAUUUUUUGUGGUAAGUGUGGAGCUGCUUGGACUGGUUUCUCUUUCAAAGCUUUUCACGAUUUAUGGGGGUUUGUUAAAUUGUCCGUUGCCUCCGCUAUCAUGUUAUGUUUAGAGACUUGGUAUUAUAUGGCUCUCGUUCUUUUUGCGGGAUAUUUGAAGAAUGCAGAAGUUUCGGUAGGUGCCUUAUCUGUUUGCGUGAACAUAUUAGGAUGGACAAUUAUGGUCGCUUUAGGAUUUAAUGCAGCAGUCAGUGUAAGGGUAUCAAACGAACUUGGAGCAGCACAUCCCAGAGCAGCAAAAUUCUCAGUUAUAGUGUCCGUCAUGACAUCUUUCUUGUUAGGUUUAAUCAUGUCAUUAGUACUAAUUAUUUACCGUAAGGAAUAUCCGCCAGCAUUUACCAACAGUAAAGAAGUGCAAGAUAUCGUUUUUAACCUCACUCCAAUUCUGGCAUUUAGUAUCAUCAUCAACAAUAUUCAACCUGUCCUCUCAGGUGUGGCAAUUGGAGCAGGGUGGCAAGCUUUUGUUGCGUACAUUAACGUGGGAUGUUACUAUAUUUUGGGAAUUCCUUUGGGACUCAUUAUGGGUUAUGUGCUUGAUUUAGGUGUCAAGGGUAUAUGGUUUGGUAUGCUGUCGGGUACAGCAGCACAAACCAUCAUUUUAUUUUUUAUAGUCUACAAAACCAAUUGGAACAAAGAGGCUUCCAUUGCUGGAGACAGAAUAAGAACAUGGGGUGGGCCACUUGAUGAAAACAUCAAAGAGAAAGACCUUCAUAUAUAAAUCAUCCUGUUUUUAGUUUUUCAGCUUACUGAUCAUGAUUUAGAGUUACAAAGUAACAUUUAAUUUGAAACUAAAUGGUCAUAUGUUAGCCAAUUUAAUUAAUACACUUUUUUUGGAGAUAUAAAUAAAACCAAGUCAAGUCAAA